AUGGAGACGGAAUGCGACCCCGAGGGGCAAAACCGGAGCCUAAUGGAGGCUUUUGACCACAUCUACGCUGCGUUUUGGGAGCGGAUCAGACUCCGCGCAGAAAUGGCAGCAGCCCUCUCCUCACAGAUGGCAGACACAGCCACUCCUAAGCAUGGCACGCUAGAGGGGAACGGUGAACCCCCUAAACAGCAGCCACACUCAUUUGGCCGUCCGGUGCUGAAAAUCGGGGGAAAACGGGGCCCACAGCGCAAACGACGCAUCAGCACCCUACAGAGGAGUCAGAAGAGGCGCCCGCGAUCUUUAACACGGAAGGGCUGCUCCACACACAGGCAUGGCGCCCCAACAUCCCAGGGACCGGCACUCAGACUCAACUGCCUCUCCAUAACGGCUGACGGAGUCACCCCUCACCUACCCAGCUGGAGCACAAGGAGGCGACCGUUCUCCAACCUAAACGCAAUGCCUGCGAUCUCCCUGCACUCACAGGCUCACCAACCUCCACACUGGCGCGAAAACCCGAUCGACAUGUGGCAGGACUGGCUUGCACCUCCUGAAGGCAUAGGCUGGUAA
Pelobates cultripes (western spadefoot toad) is the source of this 567-nucleotide messenger RNA. Lineage: Eukaryota; Metazoa; Chordata; Amphibia; Anura; Pelobatidae. The record is from the annotation of a GenBank genome assembly.